AAGGAGAUAAGAAUAGAUCAGUUUUAUUCUAAAAAAGAUUUAUCGCAAGAUUAGACUGAAAGAAUUAAUAGCAGAUAAAUCUAGAGUGUCUGAAUCAAAAUGUAAAAUAAAUACUUCCAUUGAUUACAAAAAAAUGAAAUUUUUUUUGAAUGAUUGAUUUUAGUUUAAAGCAGAAUGAAUCGAAUUUAAAAAAUAAGGAUGAUGAGCUAGAUUUGUAAUUUAUGAAGGGUUAUAAAGUUAAGAAUUUGUUAGCAAAAGAGUUUAAAAUUAAAACUUUAUCUAAAGGAUUAAAUGGAGAGGUAAAAUGAUAAUAUUAAUUUAAUAGCAUGAGAGUAUGAAUAGAUUGUUAUGAAUGGAUAAUGAAGAG
This is a messenger RNA of Paramecium sonneborni, 367 nucleotides long. Lineage: Eukaryota; Ciliophora; Oligohymenophorea; Peniculida; Parameciidae. The record is from the annotation of a GenBank genome assembly.